AUGACCAAUAACGAGAACCAGCCUCUCCUUCAGGAUGGCGAUUUGGAAGAGCGCCAAUCUGGGUCAAGACAAAGCUAUCACGGCAUCGUUGUCGCAGUCUCCUAUGACAACUCAACGCGCAAGCAGACUAGGCGCUUCCUCUCCUCCAUAUACGGCCACUAUGCUGUGUUGCUACUUGUGUCCAUGGAUGUGGGCUGUAUCUUUGCCGAUUUCCUCAUCAGCCUAUACAUCUGUGACCAUUCUUGUGGCAAAGGUGAUAGCGUUGGGGAUGGCCUGCCUAGAGCACAGGAUGCGCUCGGGAUUGUCAGUCUUGUGUUCAGCUGCCUGUUCAUGGUUGAGUUGCUGGCGAGUAUUUGGGCCUUUGGCUUCAAUUUCUUCAAAUCCAAAUUCCACUGCUUUGAUGCUGCAAUCAUUGUCGCGGGCUUCAUCAUUGACGUUUGCCUAAAGGAUGUGCUUGAGGAGGCUGCGUCAAUCGUUGUCAUACUGAGACUAUGGCGCGUGUUCAAAAUCGUGGAGGAAUUCAGUGCUGGAGCCUCAGACCAAAUGGAAGUACUUGGUGAGAAGAUGGAAAAACUGGAGGCAGAAAAUCAAGGGUUGAAGCGUGAGUUGAGAGCUUUGAAAGAUGAUGAUAGUGGGCAAUGA
This is a messenger RNA of Letharia columbiana, 642 nucleotides long. RefSeq lists its product as uncharacterized. Gene Ontology annotation, cellular component: plasma membrane. The transcript is spliced from 3 exons. NCBI's taxonomy places the organism in Eukaryota, Fungi, Ascomycota, Lecanoromycetes, Lecanorales, Parmeliaceae. Gene Ontology annotation, molecular function: voltage-gated proton channel activity. The record is from RefSeq and is a predicted model, not a curated record. Bases 1 to 642 code for a protein of 213 amino acids. Gene Ontology annotation, biological process: proton transmembrane transport.